GUAGAAAGCGAAGUACGAACAUAGGCGUACUUUUUUGCUGUGGGCGGAAGGUUAAGUACGAAAAACGUUACGAGUAUUUUUCUCAUGGGGGGUCUGACGGUGGGGGUGAGUAUGGAGCGGGGAGGGUUUAAACAGCAGAGGAGCGGAGGGUUCGAGCAGCGCAGAGCAGCGCAGAGCAGCGGGACGCGCGGCCGCUACGCACACAAGGUCCGCAAGAGCGAGUCUCCCCAGCCCUGCAGCGAUGGCUCACUUUUUCUGAAAAAAAAAAAAAAAAAAAAACUACUUUUCUCUCCUGCGUUUUGUGAGCAAACGGAGGACAUCAGCCCUUUCUUUCAGUCAGCCUUCUUCACACUGAGCCCAUCGGAACUCCAGCAUUUGCAUUGAAAGAAACUGGAAGUAUAACACUUAAACACAACAAGUUUCUCAUAGUUUUCGUUCCGAUUCUUGCAUAAUUAUAUAUUCUCACAGAACUGAACUGCACUGGAAUAUCAGCAACCACUGGAAUCACCUCAGACUCAGAGAAUGGAUGUACGUACGUACGAAAUGAAGAAAUAAUAAGCUAUUAUUAUUAACUUGGCGAAGGCGGAGUGCGUCACGACAACGGACAAGUUCUGCGCGGCACUUCCCCGCGCUGUCCGGUGGAAUUACUACAAGUGCGCGGAUCUUGCGGGGUUUUUUACGCCGCUUCUCGUCAGCCGGACUCCCGCCUUUUCUCCCUCCUGUCUCCGCGCGCUCUGUCCCUGCCUCCCUGCCUCCCUCCCUCUCUCCGUCCGUCCGUCCGUCCGCAUGGCACAGCCCGUGCUGCGCGCGCUCCUCUGGGGCUUCCUGGCGUGCUGCGGGGGCGCCUCGGGCUCCAGCUUCCCGCAGAGGUACAGCCUGUAUGCGGCGCAGGCUCAGUCCCCGGCGUCCGCGCCUCAGCACAGCGCCAGCAGCAGCAGGGCGGCGAGCCGUCACAGGAACUGGUGUGCCUAUGUGGUGACGCGGACAGUGAGCUGUGUCGUGGAGGAUGGAGUAGAAACCUACGUGAAGCCUGAUUACCAGCCCUGCUCCUGGGGCCAAAUACAGUGCUCUCGUGUCGUCACAUACCGCACCUACAUGAGACCCAAGUAUAAAGUAGCCUAUAAGAUGGUGACAGAAAUGGAGUGGAAGUGUUGCCAUGGAUACACUGGAGAUGACUGCAGUGAGGGGCCAAAUGGGGGGACAGUCACCCAGAUUUCCACAGCCAGACCGAGGCCCAACCCUUCCCAUCCAGGACAGAGUGGCACUGGUAGUGGCACUGGGCGACCUGGUGUACAAGGGAGAAGUGACAGUGAAAAGAUAAAGCAGCUUGAGGAGAAAAUCCAGAGUUUGACCAAAGACCUCAAUGAAUUGCGGGAAGAGAUGCGUAAACCUGGGUUAAACGGCAAGACACCUGCUGAUGCUGCCCAGCCAGAGAUGAGGGAGACCAUCAACAGUAUCAAGACUAAGCUGGACCAAUUGGACAACAUGACCCGGGCGCAUGACAAGACCUUGGUCAGCAUCAACAACCACCUGGUCAACGGCAAAGGCAGCAGCAAUGACUUUGACGAUGCAGGGAGUGUUGGCAACAGGUUAGGUACGCUGAAGGAUGAAAUCCUCAGAGAGCUUGAGCAAAGAGUCUCUCUGUCCUGCUCUGCCUGCCAGUCUGGGGUGGAGGACCUCAGGCGGCAGCAGCUGGAAGACCGUGAGCGGAUUCGCUCUCUAGAGAAGCUCAUCCACACCAAGGAUCAACAACAUCGCCAGAUACUUGACAGUAUACGUAAAGACCUGACGCGCUCCCAGGGCUGUUGUGACCUUGUGAGUGACCUCAAGGGGAGGCUUGUGGAUGUGGAUAAGAAGUUGAAUUCAUUGUAUGAAGUUUAUGACCGUUUGGACAGAGAGAAAACGGGGGCUAGCGAUGGUGUAGAAGAAACAGAGCAUAAUUUCAAAGGGCAACUGCACAAUCUUGAGACAAGACUUAACAACACAAUAGAGAAGAUGGAGGAGAAAUAUUCUUAUAUGGAAAAGGAUCUGAAAGACUAUUUCCAGAGAGAGGUCAGUAACUUGAAGAACACAUUUUAUGAUGGCUUAGAUGAUCAGGGCUUCAAAAUAUCAGUCCUUGAGGACAUUGAAAUGAUCAAGGAUACUAUUUCUGACCAUACUGACCGAUUGGCUCAACUGGAGAAUGUGACAUCCAGCACUGAGAAUCAGCUGAGCUCAGUUCUCAGUGCCUGUAUGGAAUCCUGUACCACUAAGCCAGGCCCAGAGGAAGGUGAAAAUACUGAAGAGACAGUCAAAACACUGCAGUGGAAGGUCAUCGCUAAUGAGGGAGCAAUCAGGAAGUUUAAUGACAGACUGAAGGACAUUUCUAUGUCAGGGGACUCUUUGAUGGACAGAGUAGUGGACCUUGGCCAUGAUGUUCGCAAGAUUAAGGCCCUGACUGGUGAAAAUGGUGAGCACUUUAAUAGGAUUGUCACAGUGGUGGAGAACAUAGGCAGAAAUAGAGAAGACUGCAAUAUCUGUAGAUCUCUGGAGAAGGAUCUUAAUGCACUGAGAAAUAGUACAAACAAAGGUUUUGACAGCUGGCAGACCAGUAUCAAUAAUCUGCUCAACAGAAUAGACUCUGGUGAAACUAGUUGCUCUCAGGUGUGCUCCAAUUUGCAGGAGGAGGUAGGUAAACUAAAGGAGGAGGUAGAGAAGUGUAGUGGGCACUGCAAGAUCACCUUAGAUGAACUUACUGGGAGAGAAGACCUUGAUCCAUUGAAGCCUCUUGACGGCCACAGCGUCAUAAGUAACACAUUCAAUGGUAACCUGAAAUCUCUCCAGGGAGAGUUGUCUGGAGUCAUCCUGGCAUUCAGCUCCAUCAACGACACGCUAAAGGGACUUGAGCACAGCGUCCAAAAGCAUGACAGUGUCAUCACCGACCUCAGCAACACCAAGGAUAAGAUCAUAACUGAAAUUGACAAAAUUCAACAAGAGUUCAGUGAGCACACUGAGGAUAGCAGAAUCCAUUUUGAGCUGGUGGAGAAAGAGAUGGGUGGCUGCAAGACGUCAAGGGAUGGCCUAGAGAAGAGGCUAUCCAAGAUGGAAAGUGUGUGUGGCCGACUGGACUCAUUUUCCGAUAGCCUGCAGAAAAUCAAAGAUGGCCUGAACAAGCAUGUAUCUGGUCUGUGGACUUGUAUCAAUGGGCUUAAUGCUACCAUCAUAUCCCAUAGUGACUUGAUUGACACCAUCCAGGACACGGAACUGAAUGGCAUCCACACCAAGAUCAAAAAACUUAAUUCUUCAUUGCUUCACAUCUUCAGCGAAUUCCAAAGUUUUUUGAGCCAAGACUUUACUGGGCCACCUGGCCCCCCAGGUGCCAAAGGAGACAGAGGUUUCCAGGGCCUUCCAGGGCCAAGGGGGCCACCAGGCAGGGAUGGGCCACCAGGCAGACAAGGACCGGAGGGUCCAAGGGGACUCCCUGGAUUGAAAGGCGAACAAGGUCUGCCUGGGGCUGAUGCCAACGUGCCACAAUUAUCCUUCUCAGCUGCCCUCACAAAUCCCCAGGUGAACUCCGGAACCAUCAUUUUUGACAAGGUCUUUGUCAACAAAGGUGGAUUCUAUAACCCGCAAACAGGAAUCUUCACUGCACCCCUGGAUGGACAUUACUUUUUCAGCGCUGUCCUAACAGGCCGCAAGAACGAGAAGAUUGAAGCGGUUUUGUCCAAACAAAACUAUGGCGUUGCUCGUGUUGACUCUGCCGGCUACCAGCCCGAGGGCCUGGAGAACAAGCCCAUGGCAGAGGCCAAGCCCACGCCUGGGUCCCUUGCCGUCUUCAAUAUCAUCUUGCCUCUGCAAGCAGAAGAGACAGUCUGUAUUGACUUGGUCAUGGGAAAACUGGCUCACUCUGUGGAACCACUCACUAUGUUCAGUGGGAUGCUUCUGUAUGAGGAUAUGUAAUGGGAUGCGCACAGGAGCUACCUUGAGCCAUACACACAGCCUUCAGGGCUGUCACACAGGACCUGAUGACUAAAUACGAAGAACCAAAACAGGAAACAAUCAUAAUAAAACAUCUUAAUAACUACAAAACAGAAGACAAUUAUAUUUAAAGCCACUGACAGACUUGCUGAUCUGCUUGAAUGACGGAUAUGAUGUUCUACCAUGGAACAGUGACAUUACCCAUGAUAUUCAGACCUGCCCCUUUCCUUGAAUAAGUACUCUAACAGAUGCUACUGCUGCCUUUUUUACUUUGCAUUGAUGUUUCCUAUUCCCUAUAGACAUAAAUUAUGAAUAAUCUCCCAUGCACCAAAGCUGGCUUUGAAGUCAUGUUUUCUUCAAGUUUACCUCACUUCAGGCUGUUCUUCAGGUGAACUGUAACACUCACUGGAGAUUAAUAUGGAAUAAAUUUCUGUGGGGGUUAAGGGAAUGAAGGAUGGAAAUUUUUCCAUGCAGCUGCUAAGGUGAACUUUCACUUAUUUUGGAAUAUGUGUUAUGAUUUCUGUAUGCCUUUGCAUUUCUGCAUCCCUCAACAUGGCCCCAGCAUACUUAUGCCAACACGAAGGAAAUGUAAAACUGAGCUAGAGACAUGCCGUACAGGCCACGGAGACGAGAGCUGUUGUUCUGUUAGUGAAAGACACUCAGAUACGGAUUCUGUGAUUCAACAGAGCGCUGUAGUUAAAAGCUGACACAUGUUCUAGGAAUAUAGACUUUCAUAAAAAUAAGAAUAGAACAGAAGAAUUAAUAUAUGGCAUACUGCAUAUUUGGGACGUAUGGGAAUGUGAUUUUAUUUUAAUGAAAACAAGACAUUGUAGAAACAGGAACUUCCAAUAAACUCAGUCCUUCACUUAAAACAAAUCCAGCUGAAACCAUUAAUUGAAAUGUUCAAAUCAAAUGAUUGAAUUAAUUUUCAAGAUUAAUGGCAGAAAAUAGCAUUUCUGACCAGUUGAUGUUUGCAUCAGUACAUGCCCCACUUUGACAAGGUGAUCCUUGUUCCCUGGUGGUCUCGGCCUUUUGGCAACGAAGAGCGAAAGGCUAUGACCUUAGGCGGUGACAGGCACUAGUACAAAAAGGUACUGGAGAGAAAAACAACUGCCUGCAAUGUUAUUGACAAAAGUUUGUGACAUUUACAUAUGAAAACAGAGGUGUGAAUUUGUUAGCUAGUGUACCAAAGCGCAAUGGAUUAGUUGUCUUUCAUUGUGAUUGCAAUGAUUUUCAAGUUGACCAUGUUAUAUAGAAUACCUGUCAAAAGUUUCAGUACACUUGCUGGAAUCAAGUCUUUUCUUAACUGACAACAUUUGUUGUCCAGGUCAUUAGUGGGUUGCCCUUCACUUUCCUUCUUUGUCGGAUAGUUCUUUCACAACUUUGAGGUGAACAUAUUUCUGAAGAAUGAAGGACUACCCAACUAGACAUAACCCUGAUGGAAUGGAUGCCUCUGAAGUACACUAUGAUAGCUGUGUUGGUUGACAUUUGGACUUGGUAAAAAUCGUCAACUGUUACCAGUAAAGCAACCCCACAGCAUGACACUGUCUCCUCCAUGCUGGCACAACUCAUGUGCUCAUCCUCUCUGUACCUUACAAGUACUGUACUGUUCGAUCCAAUGUUUCAGUUUUCACUGAGUAGCCAAUAAUAGUGACUUCCACUCCUCAAAUGCUCAGCUUCUGUGUUUACUGGUCCAAGCAAGAUUGUUGUAUUCAAACUUUAGACUGUAUUGUAUGUAACUACACAUUAACUAAAUUGGAGAAAUAUAUUUUUGUAAUUGUACAUUUUAUCUUUCCUAAAAUCUUGAGCUACCCAGCAUCAAUGAGAAAAUGAAAAGCAUAUGUUCCUGUUCAGCAUGCAACCCAAAGUAUCUGUAUAAUUUUUGUAUAGUUCUUUUUCUGCACCUAGUGG
Messenger RNA from Scleropages formosus (Asian bonytongue), 5868 nucleotides. RefSeq names its product elastin microfibril interfacer 1b (gene emilin1b). NCBI's taxonomy places the organism in Eukaryota, Metazoa, Chordata, Actinopteri, Osteoglossiformes, Osteoglossidae. The record is from RefSeq and is a predicted model, not a curated record. Bases 787 to 3939 code for a protein of 1050 amino acids. Gene Ontology annotation, molecular function: protein binding. The transcript is spliced from 8 exons.